Molecule: messenger RNA, 1288 nt
Organism: Clarias gariepinus (North African catfish)
Lineage: Eukaryota; Metazoa; Chordata; Actinopteri; Siluriformes; Clariidae
Product: hydroxyacylglutathione hydrolase-like protein
Exons: 8
Coding region: 134-976 (280 amino acids)
Molecular function (GO): hydroxyacylglutathione hydrolase activity
Source: RefSeq, a predicted model, not a curated record
GUCAGUCAACCGCAAGAGAAUGUUAUUCGUGAUAUUGGCUUAGCUUAAUGUUACUCUUUUAAAACGUGACAUUGUGUUCAAAGUCACAAGCACUCGGUUUGGUUUAGUGCAGCGCUUCUCUGAUACCUGAGCCAUGAGAGUGAAGGUUAUUUCCAUCUUGGAGGACAACUACAUGUACUUAAUUAUAGAUGAACAAAGUAAAGAAGCCAUUGCGGUAGAUCCUGCAGUUCCUCACCGGCUGCUUGAGAUAGUGAAGAGAGAAGGUGUAAGACUCACAGCAGUGUUAACUACUCACCAUCACUGGGAUCAUGCACGGGGCAACGAGGCUCUGCUGAAGGACAUCCCUGAUCUACAAGUGUAUGGUGGAGAUGACCGCAUCACUGGACUGACCCAUAAAGUUACUCACGACCAGAAGCUCAAGUUUAAUGCUGUAAAUGUAAGGUGUCUGUUCACACCCUGCCAUACUUCUGGACACAUGUGCUACUUCCUGUGGGAAGACGACUGCCCUGAUUCUCCUGCAGUCUUCACUGGGGACACAUUGUUUGUGGGUGGUUGUGGAAAAUUCUUUGAGGGAACAGCAGAACAGAUGUACCACAACCUGACUGAGGUGCUGGGAACUUUACCUCAGGAUACAAAGGUUUUCUGUGGUCAUGAAUACACGAUAAAGAACCUGAAGUUUGCAAUGCUGGUGGAACCAGAGAACGAGAGGGUGAAGGAAAAGCUCAGUUGGGCUCGGGCGCGAGAUGAUGACGAUAAACCGACAGUGCCGUCAACGUUACUGGAGGAAUUUGAAUACAACCCGUUCCUCCGUCUCUCUGAGGAGGAGGUGCAGAAGUUCACAGGGAAGUCCGACCCUAUCGAGGUUCUACGUGUGCUCCGGAAAGAGAAGGACAACUUUAAGAAGCCCAAAGAGCGCAUUCCACCACACGCCAUGCUAGCUCUGCAGUGGGGACUGCUUAGACCGAAGCUCACUUAAACAAAGCACUGGACUGCUGUGAAGCACACUGACCUCAGUGAAGUGAUGCCGUUAUCUAAAAACAUGAUUAUAAGUUUAACCUUCCGGUUAUGUUGCACGUAAUAACAAAAAUUAGAAUCCGCAUGUCUGCAUCUUUUAACACUGAGGAGGCAUUAAUAAUCCUGAUACUUGUUGACACAUAUUUGCACUAAUUGACCAAAUGAAAUUGUAAAUAAUACAGAAAUAAUGACAUCAUUUUGCGUUUUAACUACAAAAUGGAUGCUUAAUUUCUGUGGAUUUAACAGUCAAUAAAGCUACAAGUAAGCAUAAUUU